CACACCUAAAACACACUCUCUCUCUACACCGCGCACAACAAAACAAGCUUUCCUUUCAUUUCGCUUUCUCUCGAUUUUUCUCCUCUCCGUCUCAACUCAUACAUAUAUACACUCAUCUGUAUGUAUACAUUCACAGAACCUCCUCUCUAUUCUUCGAUUUUGUUUAACUAGUUGAUCUACGCGAUGAAGAUCGCCUUUUCUGCUUCACAUUUUUUCACUUGUUUCUGUUUAUUGUUUCUUUCCGAUCGUUAGAUUGAUUAAUGAGCGAGUGACAUGAUCUAUUUGCAGAUCUGAUUUUUUUGCGAUCUUAGGUCAUUAUGCGUAUACUGCUGCGUGAUUUGUAGUCAAUUUCUGCGAUCUUUUCGUGCUUACAAUUUCAAACGCUUCUGGUAUACGUGGAUGGUAAUUAUGGAUGCAGGUGUAUGUAUCUGUUGAAUAUAUACUAUGUUAUUUUGGGAUAAAGAUUCGUUUUUUCACGGGGUAUAGGUAUAAUUUGUGAACACACUGGAAUAAUUUGUUUUUUGAAUAUAAUGCAAAAGUAGAUUCUAUUCCCGACUACUAAUUUAAUAAGUAUUUACUUCGUGGAUGUUAUUUGGAUGUUUAGCUUAAUAUGUACACUUCUUAGGGAUUGCCCUCGAGGAUCCUGUUUUUUCAGUUUUUGUUAAAUAUAGAACUCUCUGGAUCUUAUGUCACAACUUGCGUUCAAAUUAAUUGCUCUAUCUCUCUGACUAAUUUAAGUAUUACAGACUUGUAACUGGACGCAAAUAGAUAUGAAAUUGGUUGCCCUUCAAUUUUGAAAAGAUAAUUUUACCAUGGUCUACUUUGCUUUGUUGAUCGUAGUAUGUGCAGUGGGCCUGAACAAUCAAAUCAUAAUUCUUGUACAACCCAAGGGGCAGCUAUUAACCAAUCGAGCAUGAAGGAUUCAAACAACUUAUUUGUAGAAACUGAUGAUUCUCUCUCCAGUUUGCUUGAAUUUGCAGCCAACAAUUAUGUAGAAUCUUUCAGAAGAUUGAUAGAGGUGAAUUUGUCUGUGGUCGACGCGGCUGGACUUUGGUAUGUUCGCAAUAAAGGUUCAAAGCAAAUCAACCUGGAAGAAAGAACACCGCUGAUGGUAGCUGCUACUUAUGGUAGUGUGGAUGUCCUUAAGCUAAUAGUUGCGUUGCCGGAAGUUUAUUUGAAUAAAUCAUGUGGUGUCAACAAGUGGACUGCUCUCCAUUGUGCGGCUUUUGGAGGUUCUGUCCAUGCGCUUGAUGUUGUAAAGUUGCUGUUAUCUGCUGGCGCUGAUCCCAAUAUUGAGGAUGCCCGUGGCUUGCGUCCAGUUGAUGUAAUUGUAGCUCCUCCCAAACUUCCUGGAGCUAAAGCUGCUCUAGAAGACUUGCUUAUGAACACCAUUUCUGAUGCUUCUGUUGGUGAGUGCAAUUUAUGGGUCACCAUAUCUGGUUCAAAUGCAUCUUCCCCUGUACUGUCAUCAUCACCAGAAAGCAGGUCUGCAUGUUCGCUGUCUGAUUCUGUAUCUUCUCCCACAGCUCCUAAGUUUGUUGAUCCUGCUGCUAAUUCUGUGUCAGAGAAGAAACAGUAUCCUGUGGAUCCAUCUCUACCGGACAUUAGAAAUAGUAUCUACUCAACUGAUGAAUUUCGCAUGUUCUCAUUCAAGAUCAGGCCAUGUUCAAGGGCAUAUUCUCAUGAUUGGACUGAAUGCCCUUUUGUUCACCCUGGAGAAAAUGCUCGCAGAAGAGACCCGCGGAAGUACCACUACAGCUGUGUCCCUUGCCCUGAUUUUCGAAAGGGUGCAUGCAGGCGUGGAGAUAUGUGUGAGUAUGCUCAUGGUGUGUUUGAAUGCUGGUUGCACCCUGCUCAGUAUCGGACAAGGUUGUGCAAAGAUGGCACAAGCUGUGCUAGACAGGUGUGCUUUUUUGCGCACACCCAGGAAGAGCUUCGUCCUCUGUAUGUCUCUACUGGAUCUGGUGUGCCUUCUCCGAGAUCUGUGGCCUCUACCGCAAGCUUCAUGGACAUGGCUGCAGCCUUGAGCCUUUUGCCUGGCUCCCCAACAUCACAGUCAGUGAUGUCUCCUUUUGCAUUCAAUCAAAUCAUGUCCCCUACAGCCAAUGUAAUGUCUCAUUCAUCUUCUGGAGCUUGGACUCAACCAAAUGUCCCCACUCUCAGUCUACCUGGUAGCAAUCUGCAGUCCAGUCGCCUGAGAUCUUCCCUUAAUGCUCGUGAUAUUCCACCUGAGGAUCUGAACACAUUGCGGGAUUAUGAUUCACAGCAACUCAUUUUAAAUGACAUGGCUUGUUUUUCACAGCCACGCCCUAAUUCUGCUAUGUUAGGUUCUGGCCGCUCCCAGAGAACAUUGACUCCUUCUAAUCUUGAAGAUCUUUUUUCUGCUGAGAUCACUUCAUCUCCAAGACUUUCUGAUCAGGCAGCGACUUUUGGUGCUUUUUCUCCCUCACAUAAGUCAGCUGAUCUUAAUCAGUUCCAACCACAGCAAAACAUUUUAUCACCCAUAAAUACUAAUGUUUUUUCUCCAAGAAAUGUUGAACCACCUCUGUUGCAGGCUUCUUUUGGUGUGUCAUCUCCAAGGAUGUCACCAAGAAGCUUAGAGCCAGGAUCUCCCAUGAGUGCCCGUCUCUCAGCUUUUGCUCAGCGUGAGAGGCAGCAGCAGAUGCAGAUGCGUAGCCUCAGCUCCCGGGAACUUGGGUCCAACCAUACCCCUGUUGUAGGAUCUCCUACAAGUGCAUGGUCUAAGUGGGGACCUGUCAAUGCGAAAGUUGACUGGUCAGUUAGCGCAGAACAUGAAGGUUGUGGUGUGAAGAGGCAGUCCUCGUUUGAUCGCAGAGCUGAUGGAGAAGACCCGGACUUGUCGUGGGUGCAAUCACUUGUCAAAGAAUCACCACCUGAGAUGAUGGACAAAGCUGCAGCCACUGGUGCUGCACCAUCCGGUGAGUGUUUGAAACCAAAUCCUCAAACCGACUCGGCCGAUCACACUGUUUUAGGGGCUUGGCUUGAUCAGAUGCGACUUGAUCAGCUCGUAGUCUAGCGAAACAGAUCAUGAACUCAUUCUUACUUGGAUAAGAAAAAAGUGUAGGAAGUAUAUAAAAAUUUUGUGCUCUUCUUUUGGCUCGCGGAAACGAAGUGCAUAUCGAAGGCGGCAGCAGCAGUAGCAGCAAUGAUGGGCUUCGCGAGUUCUUAUUGGUAAUAAACUGAGAUUUAUUUUUUUUUCAUUGAAAAAGAUGUAUUAAAUACCUUACCUCAUUUAUUGAUUAUUACAACCUGAGUUUUCAUUUGUCAUCGGGGGCUGUAGCUGUACUAAGAAAACCCAGCCUAGUUUGGACAAACUGUUCCUUUGUAUUUUGCUAAAUCGGAGUAUCAUGUAUCCAUGAUUCUUUAAGCGAAUAUUAUCCAUUCAUGAAUA
Messenger RNA from Salvia splendens (bonfire salvia), 3412 nucleotides. Its product is annotated as zinc finger CCCH domain-containing protein 30. The record is from RefSeq and is a predicted model, not a curated record. The transcript is spliced from 3 exons. Gene Ontology annotation, molecular function: protein binding; metal ion binding. The coding region runs from base 842 to 3037 and encodes 731 amino acids. Lineage: Eukaryota; Viridiplantae; Streptophyta; Magnoliopsida; Lamiales; Lamiaceae.